AUGGAGAAACUCGAGGAAUUCGCCACGGCCAAGCUCAACGGCCUCGACACGCAUCCGCCAAGAUCGCCGUCCAACGAACAUAAAUAUUCCCACCUUUCGCAUCACACCGUUGAACCAGCUUCAACUCCGACCCACCAAGGCGGCGUCACUUUUUCCUCGCAGCACAAGCUUCCCAAGCUUCCCAUUCCCGAGCUAGAAAGUACCUGUCGAAAAUAUAUAGCAGCCUUGAGACCACUGCAGUCUGCUCGCGAACAUCACGAGACGAAAGCAGCGGUACACGAGUUUCUCAAGUCCGGUGGGCCCGAGCUGCAGGAACGCUUGAAGAAGUAUGCGACAGGUCGAUCCAGCUACAUUGAGCAGUUUUGGUACGAUUCAUACCUAAACUUUGACAAUCCUGUGGUUCUGAACCUCAAUCCUUUCUUCCUUCUCGAAGAUGACCCGACGCCGGCGCGCAACGACCAGGUCACUCGUGCAUCUUCCUUGGUGAUCUCUGCUCUCAAUUUUGUACGAGCGGUGCGCAAGGAAGAGCUCGCACCAGAUACACUCAAAAGCACGCCGCUAUGUAUGCACCAGUAUUCACGACUCUUUGGCACCGCACGUAUUCCGACAGAGAAUGGCUGCGUCAUUGGACUCGAUACCACGGCAAAACAUAUUGUGGUCAUUUGUCGAGGCCAAUUCUACUGGUUUGACGUGCUCGACGACAACUCGGACAUUAUCAUGACGGAAAAGGACUUGGUCCUGAACCUUCAAGUCAUAGUCGACGAUGCCCAGAUGACGCCUAUCGAAGAGGCCGCCAAGGGCGCCUUGGGCGUCCUCAGUACCGAAAAUCGAAAAGUCUGGGCGCGCCUCCGAGACAUUCUCACGCGCGAAGAAGGCUCGAACAAUGCCGACUGUCUGGGCAUCGUCGACUCGGCCCUUUUUAUCGUCUGCCUCGACUACUCGGAACCCCAGAGCACGGCAGACCUCUGCAUGAACAUGCUCUGUGGCACCAGCAAAGUCGAAAAAGGCGUCCAGAUUGGUACCUGCACCAACCGGUGGUACGACAAGCUCCAGAUUAUUGUCUGCAAGAAUGGAAGCGCCGGUAUCAACUUUGAACACACGGGCGUCGACGGCCACACCGUGCUUCGAUUCGCCAGCGAUGUUUAUACCGACACCAUCCUCCGCUUUGCGCAUUCCAUCAAUGGCAAAUCUCCCCGUCUUUGGGCCUCCACCAGCCCGGACCCGUCAAAGCGCGACCCAGAGAGCUUUGGCGAUGUCAGCACGACCCCACACAAGCUCGAAUGGGACAUGCAUCCCGAGCUCGCAUUUGCGUUGCGCUUUGCAGAAACCCGCCUCGCCGAUCUGAUUCAGCAGAACGAAUUUGCCACGCUCGAUUUCCAAGGCUAUGGCAAAAACUUUAUCACAUCCAUGGGCUUUUCGCCCGACGCCUUUGUCCAGAUGGCCUUUCAGGCCGCCUACUACGGUCUCUACGGCCGGGUGGAGUGCACAUAUGAACCCGCCAUGACCAAGGUGUACUUUCACGGACGCACCGAAGCCAUUCGGUCGGUGACGGACGAAGCCGCCGAUUUUGUGCGCAUCUUUUGGGGUGAAAACCCAGCAAGCCAAAAGGUCGACAGUCUGCGCAAAGCAUGCCAAAAGCACGUGGCCAUUACCAAGGAGAGUGCCAAAGCACAAGGCAUGGACCGCCACUUGUAUGCGCUCUUUUGCAUCUGGUCGCGAGCCUUGGACGCCGCCGCGAGCGAAGACUUCAAUUUGGGUGACAACAAUUCCUCCAAUGACGCCGCCAGCUCCAAUGGACGAUCGACGCCAAUGGAUGACGCCGCGUCCAAUGCGUCUUCUGAACGACACCGCGACGCCAGUUCCCCUCCUCCAGGCCGCUCAUCAUUUGGUAGCAGCAGCUCAUCCGGCCGACGCCGCCCUCACCGCGAAUCCAUUGCCAGCAGCUCCUCGCCUUCGCGUGGCCAACAUAGCCGCCAGGGCUCCACAGCAGGAGGCUCGCCCACCGCUCAUCAAAUGCCCGCCAUCUUCUCCGACGGCGGAUGGGACAAGCUUAACAUGACAAUCUUGUCGACAUCGAAUUGCGGUAAUCCGUCGCUCCGCCAAUUUGGAUUCGGCCCCACUUCUGGCGAGGGUUUCGGCAUUGGAUACAUUAUCAAGGAUGACAGCAUCUCCAUUUGCGCGAGCUCCAAGCAUCGCCAGACAAGCCGGUUUGUCGACGCGAUUGAGUCAUACUUGAUUGAGAUGCGCAAACUGCUCCGCCAAACCGCUCCCCAAAAGGUCUCUACCCGGGCCAGCCGGGUCAGGGAGGUCGAGGAGCGGCCGAAACUGGCCAAGCACAAGAGUCGAGGCCGCCUCAUUGGCGGACAGAGCAUUCCGCCAUCCGACACGGAGAGUAGAGUGGACAGUGAUGAAGAGGGACUCGGUGGAUACGGCUUCUUCGACGCAGGCAUGCUCCUACAAGCCCUCAAGUCCAAACAAGACGAACGACCGAGCGCAAAGGCCGUUGGCCAUGCGAGGCGUGCUAUCGGGAAGAAACUUCAUUUGAAUGAUAUUUAG
Messenger RNA from Xylona heveae TC161, 2556 nucleotides. Its product is annotated as carnitine acetyl transferase. NCBI's taxonomy places the organism in Eukaryota, Fungi, Ascomycota, Xylonomycetes, Xylonales, Xylonaceae. Gene Ontology annotation, molecular function: carnitine O-acetyltransferase activity. Gene Ontology annotation, cellular component: mitochondrion. The transcript has 5 exons. The record is from RefSeq and is a predicted model, not a curated record. Bases 1 to 2556 code for a protein of 851 amino acids. Gene Ontology annotation, biological process: carnitine metabolic process.